Molecule: messenger RNA, 2290 nt
Organism: Girardinichthys multiradiatus
Lineage: Eukaryota; Metazoa; Chordata; Actinopteri; Cyprinodontiformes; Goodeidae
Gene: tedc1
Product: tubulin epsilon and delta complex 1
Exons: 8
Coding region: 62-1276 (404 amino acids)
Source: RefSeq, a predicted model, not a curated record
AAGAAGAAGAAGGUUUCAUGUCUGUCGGUCGGUGAUCCGGUGUUUGUGUUCGGAGGCUGAAAUGCAGCGCAGUAAAGCUGGGACUGUGGAAGUGAAACGGGUGAUCGAAGCUCUCUGCAGGCUGUUAGCGACCCUUGGUCUGGACCCUGUCCCCGCGCCGGAGGUUUUCAGACGGGCCAAGUUUGGAGGACGAUCCCAGGAGGAUCCGUUAUGGCAGCUUCUCUCCAACAUCCUUCAGACGUCAGGGAUCAUUUCCUCUGAGACCUGCUCUCAGCUGAGUGGAGAGCGCAGGAAGCUGGUGGCUGUAGGCCUGUGGCAGAGCGGAUACUACGGUGACUGGAUGUACGGCACCGAUGGAGGCAGCUUCACGAGCAGAGACCUCCUCCUGGCGUUAGGCUGGCUGCUGGCUAAAGGAGCCCUGGAGAAGAUGCUGACAGGGCGAGUAGAGCAGCUGGACCGAACGCUGCUGCCUUCUGCUCCUGAGAAAUGGGAGUUUUCAGGGGAGCUGGAACUGGACGCUGCCUCACUAAGGAGACUGCAGUGGCUGAUGGGUCACCUGAGACAUCAGAGACGGACUCUGCUGUCCACAAUAGGAGUGCGAACACGAGUGUUGCAUGAUGUCCUUUUUACCAACCAAAUUUGCACUGCAGCCCCCUCUAGUGGCCAAAGCUCUGCAGCGCUGACAGAGGACUGCGUUCGUGUACAGCAGCUCUGCGACCUCCUUGAAGCGUACGUGAGCUGGAAACAGGUGGAGAACAUUUUCUGGAACUGGAUGUUCAUUAUAACCGUGUGUCUGCAGGACAGUGUGGCUGACUGCCGUCUCAGUGAUCUUUACGUCAGGACGUCCUUUCAACAAGCCAGCCAGAGUUUGGGAACAUGUUGCCCUGGAAACCGGGGUCUGGCAAAGCUGAAGGAAAUACUGAUGAGACUGCCCAACAAACAGGUCACAGCUUUGGAAGCUCAGAGCGAACUCCAAGAGGAUGAUUCAGACGUGGCCUCCCAGUCGUUGUCUCUGUCCUCUCUCCUCUCUGUUCCCUCCAUUCAUAAGGUGUGUUGUGCCAGACUACAGGCUGAGAAGACGCUCAGACGUCCUUCAGAGGGGCCCCACAGCAGGGCCGAGGGCCCUGGCGAGCUCCCUUUGUCUCAGGCUACAGAGCUGCUGCUUCAGGCUGAAACUGUGCAGCUGCAGAGGAGGGACGGACAGCGUCUGGCCAACCGGAAGCAGCUGCAGGAGCUAAUGGGCAGUCUGGACGAGCUGGUCUUUAUACCGCUGUAGAUGAUCCAGUCAGGGAGGAAUAUGUUCCUGUUUUACUCUUUUAGUUUGAAACAGGACUCUGAUGAAAAUGUUCUGAUGAUUUACCUCCUCAAAAUAACUCCAGAAAUCUGUUUUGUUAGGUGUAAAUAACAUUUUAUCCCCCUGAGAUUUAGUGACAGUGAUGGACAGUGACCUGACCUGAGUGUACCCUGCCAUCAGUGUUUCAUUUGAAGACCGGAGGAUUAAGAAUAGCUCCAACCGGCUUCACUUCUAUUUAAUAACCUUAGUGAUUAGAAUAUUAGUAAGUCUACUGAAUGCUGGUCAGAAAAAGACUGAUUAAAGAAGCAAUGAAUACACAAACAUUUAACUUCAAGAUAUACAUAAAUGUAAUUUGAGUUUUAAAAUGGAUCCCGCUUUAAGGCCCUGCAGAAACCCUGGACAUUAGUUACCAUGGAGAUUUAUUCUGUGCAGUUAGCUCUCUCCAAACCAGGCUAAGUGAAGCUUCUUCACUCACCUGCAUGAGAACAAAGUUAGGCCAAAGAAGCUGACUGUUCAGAGUUGUGUGUCCAAGCGUAGCAAUGGAAAGUUGAAUGGAAGAAAAAACUGAUAGAAAAAGGUGCGCCAGCUACUGGGAUCAUUGCAGCCUUGAAGCCAUAAGAGAAUUGUGAAGCAAAGCCCAUUAUAGAGUUUGGGAGAGAACCGCAAGGUGUGGACGUCAGCUGGAGUCAGAACUAUAAGAACCACAAUACAGGCUGAACCAGGAGAUGGGCUACAGCUGCCACAGUCCUGGUGUUAAACCACUCGUGAACCAGAGACAUCAGAAGCUGCUUUAAUGCAAUGCUUUAUGCAAAAGGAGCCCAGACCAAGAACUGAGAGCAGAUACGGUACAGAACAUUAAGAAUACUGUUCAGUAGGUCAAUAUUAAUGCAAUAAAAUCCUUCUUAUUGGUCUGAUGUCAUAUUCUAAUUUUCGGAGAAACUGAAUUUUUGUGUUGUAAGCCAAAAUCAUUCGAACAGAAAUAAAUAUUGAAAUAUA